Molecule: messenger RNA, 483 nt
Organism: Erythranthe guttata (spotted monkey flower)
Lineage: Eukaryota; Viridiplantae; Streptophyta; Magnoliopsida; Lamiales; Phrymaceae
Source: RefSeq, a predicted model, not a curated record
AUGGGAGCACUAGCAAAACUCUUAUCUUACCCUGACAAAAUUCUCGCAGUUUUUUUCCUCGAAGCGCUGCCCGAGAUUCUCCGGUUACUCGUACUAGCCAUCUGCGUCGUGUGGAAAUACUACAAACUUAUCAAUACGAACUACAAGUACAAAUCGAGGAUGAAAAAGAAAACCUCAAAAUUUACGACGAGGGCGAAUUCGUCAUUAGGCGAAUGCGCGAUUUGUUUGUCGGAGUUUGAAGAAGGAGAAGAAGGAAUGGAAGUUGUGGAGUGCAAGCAUGCAUUCCACAAGCAUUGCCUUGAGAAAUGGAUUCAAGGGUAUAAGGCCACGUGUCCAUUGUGCAGAAGUUUGGUGGUACCUGAGGUGAUCUUAGCAGAGUAUCAGAGGAUGCAAGUUGAGAGAGAAGAUAGUUGGAUUGAGAAGGAGAUGGCUCUUAUUUUGUUGAAUGCUUUGGAUGGUAGGAGUUGUAAUGGAUACUUUUAA